AUGUCUGCACUGAUGGCAAAAGCCAGUAAAAAGGAGCUCAACUCCAAACAUGAUGAGACCUCAGAAAAAGAACAGUAAGAAGCAAUUGAACAUAUUGAUGAAGUACAACAUAUUGAUGAAGUACAAAAUGAAAUAGACAGACUUAAUGAACAAGCCAGUGAAGAAAUUUUGAAAGUAGAACAAAAAUAUAACAAACUCUGCCAACCGUUUUUUCAGAAGAGGUCAGAAUUGAUCGCCAAAAUCCCAAAUUUUUGGGUAACAACAUUUGUCAACCAUCCACAAGUGUCUGCGCUGCUUGGGGAGGAAGAUGAGGAGGCUCUGCAUUAUUUGACCAGAGUUGAAGUGACAGAAUUUGAAGAUAUUAAAUCAGGUUACAGAAUGGAUUUUUAUUUUGAUGAAAAUCCUUACUUUGAAAAUAAAGUUCUCUCCAAAGAAUUUCAUCUGAAUGAGAGUGGUGACCCGUCUUCAAAGUCCACCGAAAUCAAAUGGAAAUCUGGAAAGGAUUUGACAAAACGCUCAAGUCAAACGCAGAAUAAGACCAGCAGGAAGAGACAGCACGAAGAGCCAGAGAGCUUCUUUUCCUGGUUUACUGACCAUGCUGACGCAGGUGCUGACGAGUUAGGAGAGGUCAUCAAAGAUGAUAUUUGGCCAAAUCCCUUGCAGUACUAUUUGGUUCCUGAUAUGGAUGAUAAAGAAGGAGAGGCAGAAGAUGAUGAUGAUGAUGAAGAGGAGGAAGGGUUGGAAGAUAUUGAUGAAGGAGAUGAGGAUGAAGGUGAAGAUGACGAUGAGGAUGAAGGGGAUGAAGGAGAGGAGGAUGAAGGCGAGGAUGACUAGCACAGAAGAUUGAUGAAUUCCAACCUUCUUUUUUAUUU
Molecule: messenger RNA, 872 nt
Organism: Arvicanthis niloticus (Nile rat)
Lineage: Eukaryota; Metazoa; Chordata; Mammalia; Rodentia; Muridae
Product: protein SET-like
Biological process (GO): nucleosome assembly
Cellular component (GO): nucleus
Source: RefSeq, a predicted model, not a curated record